AUGGGCUGCAAGCAGAGCCGCACAGCACCGGUACACGUACAAGUACGGGAAGCCCCGGCGGUGGCUGGGGGCAGGCCAAAGUGUGCCCGCGAAGGCUGCAACUUUGCCAGGCACACCGACCAGCCGCAUGGCUUCUGUUGCAACGCUUGCCGGGUAAAUGGUCAACACGGACCGCUCUGUCAGAAGCACACUUGGCCGAUUGCACCGCCCCCGGAUGAUCGCUUCAAGCUGCGUUGGCACCCGUCGCUGCUCUUCGGGAAAGGUGCCACAGGGAUGAAGGACUUCGCCGACCUCUCGGCCACCGAAACCAUGCACAUCGUGGCCCACAAAGGGGAGCUUUUCGCCUCGUUUGGAAAAUGGAUGAGCCCGGAUUUCCAGAAGCGGCCGUGCAAGAACUUCGUGGGCAGGCUGAGCUCCUCAGAUGGCCAGUGGGAGGUGGACAUGCGUUGCCAAGGGACUUCGGAGCAUGCCGCGCGGUUCAGUUGCUUGAAGAGUAUCACGUGGACGCGUGACUUCCGUGGUCGUGAGUUGAGUCCUGCAGUGGAGCAGCUAACUGCGUGCUACGGCUUGGGCCCCCAUGGCAACAUCAUCAUGUUUCGCGAUGAUAACGACCAGAAGGCACCUGGAACGCAGUACAAAUGGAGCGAGACUAACUACACGGGGAAGAUUACUGAUCCUACGCCCAGCGGCUCUGCAAGAGCAGUGAUCGUGCAUCGAGAUGCCGUCACCGGCAUUGACCGAAUCUUUGCCCUGCAUGGCGUACGAGGAGCGCUGUCUGGGCAUUACGAUGCUGACAGCAAGACACCAGGCCACGUGGUUUGGGAUAAGGAUCCAGAGAGGCUGGAUCUGUCAGCAGGCAAAGGAGGCGCAACGAAACUAGAGUUUCGCCCGCUGGCUUUCGUCAUUGCCAACGGCAAGCUUUACAUGUCGGCCGCGUCCGUGAUUCUGCAACGGGUCGACGGUCACACCCCUGUUUGGAAAGUGGUUACUGACAUUGCGAAGUUUCGAAAAGAUGGCAAAUUCCACGAGGCGGUGGGUGGGAUUCGAGGCCUCACGGCCGUACCGUGCCCAUCGAACCCCAAGCAGGACUCCAUCCUAUGCUGCUGGAACCCAAAUUCCGAGUCUCAUUCCUGGAUCCUUCGCAUGGAUCCCAGCAAUGAUGGAAACUUAAAGCCGCCGGUGGAGGAGAGCUCCAUCCGCAAGCUCGCCAAGGCCUACUUAGGCACUGAAGACCUGCACUACUCCAUCGGUGCCUACAAUGACAUGCUGCCCACUACUUUCGGUACUCAGAGAUGCCACCUGAUCGGCUUCCAGAUCUAUCUGGGUGGCAGCGCGAUGAGUGCAGGCCCUGACCCCGGACAGAAGAACUACUGGGCUGGUGGCGGCUUUGCUGUCCGUGUAGCUCACGAUGAUUACUACGUCCUAGAAGUGGGCGGCCGCGGUAGCAAAAGCCAUCGGCCGCUUACGGCCGUUCGCUGCUAUGCAAAUUCACCGUUCAAAGAUGAAGCUGGCACUGUCUACUUUGGCGGAUACGACUGCAACAGCUUCCCUUCGAAUAACACAGCGUGGAUUUACAAGGGAAUAGCAUGA
Molecule: messenger RNA, 1590 nt
Organism: Symbiodinium sp. CCMP2592
Lineage: Eukaryota; Dinophyceae; Suessiales; Symbiodiniaceae
Source: the annotation of a GenBank genome assembly